AGGUGGAAUCAGGUGUGGCUGGUUGGUUGGAAUGAAAACCUGCACCCACACCGGCUCUUUAUGGAUAAGAUUGGGCACCCCUGUACUAAACUAUGCAUAAUAUUAAAAUAAAACCUGUGACAUGUUUAAAAAGUAGAGAUUCUAAACUUUAUGAGGAACUUCGGUUGUCUAUAUGUGACUAUAUUAUUUAUUAUUUAUUGUUUUUGCAGGUUUCGUCCUCCACAUUAACUGACCUCUGAAGAGCAUAUAAUCAGCAGAUAGCAUAUUUCUAUUUUCAACAGUGUCGGCGAACAGUUACAAUGUUCGGCCAAUGGUGGCAUGAAUUCUGUCUACUGAUGUUUGAUUGACAUCCUCUCAUGAGCAUGUUGCGCUAGGGAAAAUAAUAAAUGCGGAACUACAUUCUGAAAUAAAUGAACAACUAAGUGUGUGUGGGGGGGUCCACUUUCAGUUUAGUAUUUAAUUAAACAUUUUUGCAUUUCGCCCACCGUUUAUUUGAUUUAUUUUAGUUUAUCUCCUUUACCACAUUAAAUUAUUUAUAUAUUUAUUUAUGUGGGAACACGUGGGUUUAUAUAUUCAUAAUUUUUUUUAUUUAUGUAUCUAUUUAUUUACUGUUUUUCAUCUUCCAUAUCUGAGAACCGAGUUGACUCGAAUCGUGAAGCCAGUAUCGUGAAUCGAAUCGACUCGUCUCCAGACUGUAUGGUAAUGCUUUACACCUCAUAUUAAUCACACACUUAAGGUGACGUAACACGUGAUACUCCGCCUACCAGGUGUAACUAACCCCGGCCCCAAGCCCCAGGCUGCAGCGAGAAAUUGGACUACCUACAAGCUCACCUGCUUAGCAAUUGCGCCAUUUGGGACAGAGCCCCUAUGUAUUAAGGUAAUAGUCGGUGUCGCGAAGUUAUAUUUUGAAGUCUGACUGAGAAAAGAAACGCGACUUCAUUUGAGACAACUCGAGGGCAGAACAUCUUAAAAACUAACUACGCCAUUAUGGGAAUAUCGUCCAGUCUUCUGGAUGAAAAUCAAUGCAGUUUCAUUAAAGGGUGGGCGCAGACAGAGCUGAGGAAUUUUGCAUCGAUCUACAAGAAGCAAUACUCUCUGGCCUUUCUCGCCCAUGUUCAUGAUGAGUUGGUACAACGCGAAGAAGAGCAUACUCAGCUCCUUAAACAGCAGGAUCCCCCACAGGAAGCAGAGGUGGUCUACCAGGAGCCUGUGCUCUGCUUUUAUGAUAACAGGAAAUGGAAGGAGAGGUUUGUGGUGGUUCGUGCCAAUUAUUCUCUGGAGUGCCAUGAGAGCUAUGAGACUUUUAUGAAAGGUGUACUGCCACUGUACAAUCUGCCAACUACAGGAGGCACUAUUUUGACCACAGAAGAGAAAUACAUGGAAGUGGUAGACAGGAGCUUUCCUGACUCUGACAAUGUAAAAGAGGACUUUGCUCCUCCAGUGGUGGGUAUGCCAGGCCAGUUUCCAGUGUACCUCCGACUGCCAUACCAGAGAGACCACUACUUCUGCUUCCUCCAGGAGACCAAACAAGCCAAGUUCAUGUCCGUGCUAUCUGACUGCAUUCGCCACCAGAAUCAAGACUUCUUAAAGAAGACGACAUAUGAGGUGCAGGCCUUCAUCAAAGCCAUUCAGCUCUACAGACAAGACAAGGGCUACUAUGAACCAUGGGAUAUGCUGAUAGGCAACGAUGUGCAGGUGUUGGCUAAUCUAACCAUGGAGGAGUUGCUGCCAUCUCUUGAGAAAAACGUGCUUCCUCGUCUGAAGGCCAAGAAGAUGGAGAGGAAGAGAAUGUGGUUUGCUACAGUUGAGGCUGCAUAUAACCUGGUGCAGGAGACUCUGAUGGAGGGCAUGGCUGCUCUGAACGAUGAGUGCAGAGAGGCAACCAAGCAGCAAAGUGCACUCAUGCGCUCGGAUAUGGAUCAGAUCAUGAGCUCCCGAGCCUUUCUGGAGAGCAAGCUCAGAGCCACAGUAGCUGAGCUGGCUACAGAGUACUGCAGUCAGCACAUAGAACCUCGCCUGCCUGCUCUGCUGGAGGAGAUGAUGGGGCCCAUCAGCCUGGGCUUUGAGGACGCACGGCAGGUCAGUGAGAACAUGAUGGAGCACCUGUGCCAGAAUUAUCAGGAGGGCAUGACCAGCGAAGAGCUGCAACAGGCUUUAGUGGAGAUGAGUAAACCAGACUUGGAGAGCUGUUAUGAGAAAGUGAGUCGCCUGAGGGAUCAUAUCCAAGAAUUCAGCUACCCCAACUGCAGAGGACUGGAGCACAGCACACAGAUUGAUAUACAACAGCUGGUGGACAGUGUGGCAUACACCUUUGGAUUACUUCUGAACAAGAUUCCACAAGACAACACCAACCUAUUAAAUGCCAUGGUAAAAGCCAAACAUAGAGUGCUAAAGCAAUAUGACUAUGACAGCAGUACACAGAGAAAGAAGAUUUUCCAAGAAGCUCUGCUGAACAUCACUCUACCCAGUGUCAAAGCUUUUCUAGCCCCUACAUUCAAAAAGGAUCUACCGAACUUUGAACAGUACAUAUUUGAUGAUUAUGUAAAUUUCAUCAAUGUGGAGAACGUCUAUGAGGACAUACUGCUGCAGAUACUAGAGAAGGACGUUAGCAAGGUGGUGAAGGAAGCUGCAAGUAUGAAGAAGUACAACUUAUUCAUGGAGUCCAGGUACCAUUUCAGUGUUUCCAGCAUGUACGUCACUCCCCCUAACAGCCCAGACUACACCGGCAAAUUGAAAAAAUACAAUGCUCUGCCAUCCUCCCCUUUGCUGAGUCAUGACCUAAUGGAAAGCCAGCAGACUGGUGAAGAUCCAGUCAUGGCUGAGAAGAAGGUGGAACCGGAGGUAAUCGUGGCCCAGCAGGAAGAGGUUCAGGCACACGCUCAACCGGAGCUUAUUGAGGUACCACCUCUUGAAGAAGCAGUCAUGGCUGAGAAGAUGGUAGAGCAGGAUGUAAUCAUUCAGGCACAUGCUCAACCAGAACUUAUUAAUGUACUUACUGGUGAAGAAGCAGUCAUGGCUGAGAAGAUGGUGGAGCCGAAGGUAAUCAUUCAAGCACAUGCUCGACCAGAGCUUAUUAAGGUAUCUACUGGAGAAAACUCAGUCAUGGCAGAGAAGAUGGUGGAGUCUGAGGUAAUUGUGGCCCAGCAGGUAGAGAUUCAGGCGCAUGCACAACCGGAGCUUAUUAAGGUAUCUGCAUGUGUGAAAGCUGAUGAAGAGCAUAAAGUGAAGGACAAUGAAGUGCUAGAGGUGCCUGCUAAUGCUGGAACUGAGAUACAAGCCAGAUCUACCACACCUGAGACACUUACAAUGCACACAGCAGUUGUGGAGAAGAUGCUUGUUGCCUCUCAGACUUUGAAGAAGAAAACGUACUCUGGGCCUUCCAAUGUAGUUGCUAUAAGCAAAGAGACAUUAGUGGACCCGUCUAGCUUGUCAAAUACAGAACCUGCACUUAAACUAGCAGCCCAUAUGUUGGCUGAACCUUUUCCAAAGCCAGUGGAAACGGAAGCCAAUGAGACACCAGUCCACGCUAUUCCACCAGGGGGAGACAUGGGGUCCCUGGAUCAAGUGUCACAGAGUGAAACUUCAUCAAAUCUCAAAUUUGUUUCUGCGGAGAGUGAAACAGAGAGUGCAGCCAACAUUAGGACAAGCUCAGCUGAAGAAACUGCUCCAGCUGUGCCAAACUCUUCGAGUGUACAACCCCUUGUUGUCAAGGAGCAAAACAGCAAUGGCACUGGAGAUACCAAGGUUGUGUUGGAUGAUCUCCCUUCACUUGGAGCUCCAAUCGAUGAGCUCAAAGUGAGCAAUAUGAUGAGACAAGAUUUCUCUGAUGAUUCAUCUUGGACCACAGAGGAGGAGGGAGACAGCAUUGAGGAAGAUGACCUAACAAUGGAAACCACAACAGCCAUCCCUAAACCUGAGGACUUCUUCAUAGUCAAGCGUGAAGCUAUCUCGGAUGUUGGCGCGAAUGUUAACAAUAACUCUGCAGAUCCCGAUUCUGAAGCAGCCAGACCUUUAGAUUGCAUCAGGGAAAUCCGUGACCUUGUGGUGGAAGUGAUGGAAGUGGAGGACCACUUCCCAACACUACCUUGACAAUGUAGAGGUCAACUUACACACACAGUGAAGAAGAGUGCUGUGUUAAACCAUAAAGGACACUUUCUGAAGGAAUGGACAUACAGAGGAGUUAAAAAGCACUGUAAUGCCAUAACUUAAUGACUGUAUGUCUUUUAUUGCAACAAUCUGUGUAGUUUUUACAGCUUCGGGAGUUGUGUGAGGGGGGGAAAACAAAGUGGGUUUUAAAUUGUUUUAUUGUUGUGUGGGUGUGAUUAAGGAACUUGAGUUUAAGCUGCUGUUGAAAGAAUGUAUUUGUUUUUCACAGUAUUUUAUACAUUGUGUUCACAAACUAACAAUUGUGUUAAAACCAGGGGGAAUCAAAAAAAUUUGUAAUGUGAAAUUUUUUGUGAUUGUUGCAACCAAAAAUUCUUUUUUGUGGCUUUUUCCCCCAAAAAUUUGUGAUGAAAAUUGCUGUGUUCUUGUUCUUUUUUGGGGGGGGAAACACUAUUUCAGUUGGUGAAAUUGCAGUCACGUUUUGCACGGUCUUUCGCAGUGAUUGUUGGUAAAUGAGACCUUUUAGUUGUACUCAUGUUCGACACACGUGAAUCGAAGAGGGCUUUGGGUGGAUGCGCGUGGUGAUGACUUCACAUGACGCGUUUCGGCCCAAAUCUGCAGAAAAUCUGCGGUAAUUUUGAAAAAUUGCAAGCUGCUCCGAAUAUUGCAGUGUUUGCUUGAUUUUGUGUUAAUUUCUGUGAUCGCAAUAUCAUAAAAUCCUGGAGGGACUGACUAUUGUACAUUUUUUACAUGCAUUUUCAGUGUAUUUUUUAAAAAAAAUUUAUCAGAUACAAAAAUAAAAACUCUUUGAUGAACCUCUUAUGUGCAGACCCAUUUAAAAGAAUGGUCUAUGCAUGCUACCUGUUACAAAUAGAAGGCAAUAGCUAAAUGAACAGGGUUUGCUAUCUGUUCACAUUUCUGUGCGGUGGCAAAUUUAUGAUGUAUAGUUACUUAGUAACUUGAAUGGGUAUUUUCUGUCUCUUCUUUUUUUUUUUAAUUGCUGACCAUUCACUGCUAGAUUAAAGUGUGUGUGUGUGUGUGUGUGUGUGUGUGUAUACAUACAUGUAAACAGUAGUAUAUGAAACAAAGUCAAUAUGACUUUUUGACAAAAAAAAAAAAGAGCAGUCUCUGGUACAGUGUGUGCACUUUCAUAAGGAAAUGAGCUGUAAGUUUUAUUCAGCAUGUUGCAGAAGCAGACACGGUUCUUCUUCAGACUUUAACUGUCACACUCGCUUCUUAUUUUUUCUGCAAAACCCAGCAGCCUUCAUUAUGGGUUUUUUGUUUGUUUGUUUGUUUGUUUGUUUUUGGUCUGAAGUGUCUCUUACCACUUAAUAUGCUGCUUUUUUUUUUUUUUUUUUUUAAACUGACAUACAAACAUUUU
Messenger RNA from Ictalurus furcatus (blue catfish), 5485 nucleotides. RefSeq names its product niban apoptosis regulator 1a (gene niban1a). The record is from RefSeq and is a predicted model, not a curated record. Bases 988 to 4089 code for a protein of 1033 amino acids. The transcript is spliced from 14 exons. Lineage: Eukaryota; Metazoa; Chordata; Actinopteri; Siluriformes; Ictaluridae.